This is a messenger RNA of Penaeus monodon (black tiger shrimp), 1636 nucleotides long. Its product is annotated as probable uridine nucleosidase 2. Bases 100 to 1311 code for a protein of 403 amino acids. The record is from RefSeq and is a predicted model, not a curated record. Lineage: Eukaryota; Metazoa; Arthropoda; Malacostraca; Decapoda; Penaeidae. Gene Ontology annotation, molecular function: hydrolase activity, hydrolyzing N-glycosyl compounds. The transcript has 9 exons.
UGGAGGUAGGGUGGCAGUGGCUGGCAGCUCGGAGUGGAAACAACAAGGCGGCAACGUUUCGACCAUCCAGUUAAGAUAUCAACUCUUGUUAGCAGGUAUAUGCGUAAAUCCUUACAAAAUCGUCAGCGCCGGGAAACCAUGCUUGGAUUGAAGUUAAUGCAGCUUGGAAUCAGAUCACAUAUCAAAGGCUAUAAUUUCUUUGCAAAGAAUCUCUUAACGGGACUAAAACGCUUCUCGACUUGCUCCAAAUGGCUGAAGGUCGCAGCGCCCAAGCUCACGGCAGCCAUGGCGAUCCCGAAAGUGGUGAUCGACACCGACGCAGGGCUGGACGACGCCCUGGCGAUCUUCAUGGCCCUGGAGUCCCACAGGCGCGGAGAUAUCAAGGUGGUCGCCAUCACCACCGUGCACGGGAACACCAAGGUGGACAAUGUCUGCGUUAACGUUCUGAGGAUCUUGCGAACAGCCGACUUGCUGGAGGAGAUCCCGGUGUUCGUGGGCGCGAGCGAGAGCCUCGUCCACCCGUGGGUUGACCCCGGCGAGCCCUUCCACGGGCGCGACGGCUUCGGGGACUCUGAGCUCUCCUCCCCCGCUCCCCCCACCUCGCUCCUGAAGCCGCAGCACUCGGUGUGGGCGCUUUUCGAACUCUCCAAGAAGUAUGAGGGUGAGUUAGUUCUCGUCGCCUUGGGUCCGCUCACCAACGUGGCACUGGCGCUGCGUCUGGACCCGAAGUUCACUUCCCGGUUAGCUGGGUUCUAUGCCAUGGGUGGAAAUACGACGGCCCUCGGGAAUAUCACGGUCUGCGGUGAGUUCAACUUCACGUGCGAUCCAGAGGCAGCAAGAGUUGUACUGGAAGGGUCAGAACAGGUCAUUUGUCUUGUGCCAUGGGAAACGUGUCUCUAUGGCACUAAUAUCGCCUAUCACGAACGGGAAGAAAUGGGUUCAGUCAGCGCUCCAGCAGCUCAGCUCAUGAACCAGAUUGAGCGCAAGGUACUGAGCGAGAGAGACUUUGAUUCCUGGAUUACCUGUGAUCAGUUAGCUAUGGCUUGGAUGAUCGAUGACGUCAGGAAUAAAAAAGUUUCCAUUACAAAGGAGAAAGAAGAACAUACCAAAGUUGGUUCAUCUAGCAAACUGACAACAACAUCUAAGAAAUGUUUUGCAACAAUAGAACUUAAUGGAAGUUAUACACGUGGCCAAAUGGUAAUUGACCAUGAUAACAAACUGAAAAGGAAUUCCAAUGUUUUAAUCAUGACCGCUGUAGAUAAAGAGCUGUAUCGACGGUACCUUCGCAUGGCCUUUGGUGGAGAAUUUUAAACUAGGGUGAGAGAUUCUAUAAAGAUGUGCCAAUUUCAUGACUUUACUUUGAUUAUAUAUAUUGGUUGUAUCAUCAGAAGACUGUAGUCUGCCUCUAAGACUCAGUUUAUUUUAUCCUUUCGUACUGUAUUUGUGUUUCAUUUCAUAUACUUCAACAGAUGUGCAUUCUCUUCCAAAAACAAUGAAAGCUUUUUAAAUCUUAAAUUAAUUUUUAUUUGUCACUGGCUAGUUUUGCUUUAUUUUUCUGUCAAUGAUAUUUACUAAUUAUGUGAUCCAUUAUUCAUUUUGAUCAAAUCAUUCAUGUAAAACUUUCUUUUAAGAAAUG